UAAUAGUAUUAACUGUCUGGAUGUGAACGUGUGAUGGCGCUGAAGUGUGUGCUGUUCCUCGCCCUGGUCGGCGCCGUGGCGGCCGGCAAACAUGACCAACAUGCAGGGAGUUCCGUCCACGUCAUCAAGCUGAAAGACAGAGCAGACCAGAAGGUGCUGUAUGACCUCGAGGUAGAUCUGGGAGUGGACGUCUGGCAGCACGGCAUGCCGGGCCAGAGGGACGCCAUGGUCAUGGUGACCCCAGAGAACCGGAUCGAGGUCUUAGAUGAACUGGACUCCAAGGGGAUCGAACAUUAUGUGCAUUUGAAUGAUCUUUCCAAGGCCCUUGAAGAAGAAGACAAGGAAAUCGAAAGAUGGAUGUCUGCGAGAAGUAACAGAAUGAUUUUCCAGGGAUACCAGCGAUAUGCUGAGAUCGAUAGGUACCUGGAGACAAUAGCAGAGCGCUACCCUGACCUGGUGACCCUCGUCACCGCCGGUCAGAGCUUCGAAAAUCGGCCAAUCAAGUACUUGAAGAUUUCAACAACGAACUUCGAAGACCAAAGCAAGCCCAUUAUCUUCAUGACGGCGAUGCUGCACGCGCGCGAGUGGGUGACGACGCCGGUGACGCUGUACAGCAUCUACCGCCUGGUGGAGAACCUGCGCCACGAGGACGCCGACCUGAGGGACGAUGUGGACUGGAUCAUCAUGCCGCUCGUCAACCCUGAUGGCUACGAGUACACUCACACUCAUAACCGUAUGUGGCGUAAGACCAGAUCCCACUAUCCCGCAGUGAACGAUACUUGUUACGGAGUAGACGGCAACAGGAACUUCGAUGUUCUCUGGAACGAGUUUGGAGUUUCAUCCAACCCUUGUGCUGACACCUACCCGGGCCACGAAGCGUUCUCCGAAGUGGAGACCAGAUACGUGAGGGACAUAUUGAGAGAAUACGUCCCGAGGAUCCAGAUAUUCAUGGAUCAUCACAGUUUUGGGAACUACAUACUGUUCUGUUACGCGGAUACUAGUUUGCCUGAGAAUGCUGCUCAGAUUCAUCAGGUUGGAGCGGCGAUGGGAGCUCAAAUAGAUGCGAGGAAGCUGCCGAAGGCCGGGUACUACCGGGUGGGCAACAGUGCGAGCGUUCUGUACGCGGCCUCGGGAGCCUCCGACGAUUACGCACAGGUCGCUGGCGUCCCGAUGUCGUACACAUUCGAGCUGCCCGGCUACGAGUACGGCUUCGCAGUCCCCCCGGAGUACGUCGACCAGAUCAACGAGGAGACCUGGCACGGCAUCGCGGAGGCCGCCAGACUCGCCAAGCUCUACUACGCCAGUCGCUACGUACCCCCUGCCCCGCCUGCAACCCCUUAGACAUACGAUUUACUACCUCAAGCAAUUGAUUUAAGAGCUAAAUUCCUUAAAUACUUGAAUAACUUUUACGUAUACAAAUUCGAAAUGUUAUAAUUGAAGCGUAUUUUUUUAUAUUUUUAAUAAAUAGCGUACAAAAUGAAA
Trichoplusia ni (cabbage looper) is the source of this 1482-nucleotide messenger RNA. RefSeq names its product carboxypeptidase B-like. The coding region runs from base 34 to 1341 and encodes 435 amino acids. The record is from RefSeq and is a predicted model, not a curated record. The transcript is spliced from 7 exons. Gene Ontology annotation, molecular function: metallocarboxypeptidase activity; zinc ion binding. Gene Ontology annotation, biological process: proteolysis. NCBI's taxonomy places the organism in Eukaryota, Metazoa, Arthropoda, Insecta, Lepidoptera, Noctuidae.